Messenger RNA from Xylona heveae TC161, 1950 nucleotides. RefSeq names its product putative large subunit GTPase 1. Bases 1 to 1950 code for a protein of 649 amino acids. Gene Ontology annotation, biological process: ribosomal subunit export from nucleus. NCBI's taxonomy places the organism in Eukaryota, Fungi, Ascomycota, Xylonomycetes, Xylonales, Xylonaceae. Gene Ontology annotation, molecular function: GTP binding; GTPase activity. Gene Ontology annotation, cellular component: cytosol. The record is from RefSeq and is a predicted model, not a curated record. The transcript is spliced from 4 exons.
AUGAAUGAUCGGUUUGGCAAAGGAAAAGGUGCCGACCGACGAAGAGGAGCCCCCGGAAUUCAGAGAGUUGGCCCCGAUGGCGAAGCAUAUGUCACACAUGAAAAAGAAGAUGCAGCCUGGGUCAAGAUGCGAAGUGUUACUGAGCAAGGCGCUCUCGACGAAUUCCUCAGUACUGCCGAAUUGGCUGGUACAGACUUUACAGCUGAAAAGAUGAACAAUGUGAAAAUCAUUCAUACCGAUCAGAAGAACCCGUACUUGUUAUCGGCAAAAGAGGAGAACGCUGCAGUGAAGAAACAAAAUGCCAAUCGUGGACGAUUGACUGUGCCCCGACGCCCGCCCUGGGACCACACUACGACGCCUCAAGAACUCGACAGGAGAGAGCGCGACUCGCUGUUACAAUGGAGACGUGGACUUGCCGAACUUCAGGAAGCAAACGACCUGUUGAUGACCCCGUUUGAGCGAAAUCUCGAAGUCUGGCGCCAAUUAUGGCGAGUCAUUGAGCGAUCCGACCUGAUUGUACAGAUUGUCGACGCCCGAAACCCUCUUCUUUUCCGCUGUGAUGACUUGGAAAAGUACGUCAAGGAAGUGGAUCCGCGGAAGAACAAUUUGUUGCUGGUGAACAAGGCCGAUAUGAUGACCGUGGAGCAGCGAACACUCUGGGCGGAUUACUUUGAGAGAGCUGGCAUCAACUACAAAUUCUUCUCAGCAUCGCUAGCCAAAGAGCGGAACGAGGCCCAGGAGAGUGAGUCUGACGAAGAGUCUAUUGCCGAGGAACUGGAACAGGUGCAGCAAUCCGCAGGCGGCGAGGACAAACUCGCCGAGGAGACCAAGAAACUUGACCUUCAGGACGCCCAGGACGAGAACGCUCAAUGGACCACUGAAGAAACCCUCGACGGUCCCAGCAGUUCUGGCGCCAAGGAUCAGCGUGUUGCCAUUCUCACCGUGGACGAAUUAGAAGCACUCUUUCUCGAGAAUGCUCCCGAAAUUGAGCAACAAAACCCCGACGCUCCGCGCAAAACCGUCAUCGGUCUCGUUGGUUACCCCAACGUGGGUAAAUCCUCGACCAUUAACGCGCUUAUCGGCGCGAAGAAGGUCUCUGUCUCCGCGACCCCCGGUAAAACCAAGCACUUCCAAACCAUCCACCUCAGCCCGUCCGUCAUCCUCUGCGAUUGCCCUGGUCUCGUCUUCCCCAACUUCGCCACUACCAAAGCCGAGCUUGUCUGCAGCGGCGUUUUGCCCAUUGACCAGCUCCGCGAAUUCACUGGCCCUGCGGGUCUUGUCGCACAACGUAUCCCUCAGGCUUUCAUCGAAGCCAUCUACGGCGUGAAAAUCCCCACUCGGCCUCUCGAGGAAGGAGGCACAGGCAUUCCGACCGCGCAGGAAGUUCUCAGCGCCUAUGCUCGCGCACGUGGUUUCGCCACCACUGGCCACGGCGAGCCCGACGAGUCCCGUGCCGCGCGAUACGUGCUCAAGGACUACGUCAAUGGAAAACUUCUCUUCUGCCACCCGCCACCGCAUGACCCGGCCAUUGAUCCCCGCGACUUUAACCGCGACAUGUACGACGAGUCGCACCUGCCUGAAAAGCGCCGCGCCGCUUUAGCCGCCCAUGCAAACCAGACGGACCCGUCCCUCAUGGACCACCCCGAGAUCGUCCCCAUGGCUCCUGUCCAGGGCGAGAAAUCGUCAAGGCUGGAUAAAGGCUUUUUUGGCCCCGGAAGUGGAGCCGCAGGCCACUACCACCGGAAACCGUUCAGUUACAAGUACUCUGAGCAAGGCCAGGCAGAGCACUCGUCCGGAAAGCCGUUGAGUGGACGAAAACAGCGCACUUUGAAGGCCUUGGAGCUGGGUGUAGAUCCCCAGGAACUCAGGUCCAUGGGCAUGGCGGGCGGAAAGAAGCAUUUUAAGGGGAAUAAAAAGGCCGCCAUGCGGGCCAAGACUGGCGAUUACUGA